GGCUGAGCCCCCCCAGCUCCCUCAGCCUCUCCUCACAGCUCUUGUGCUUCGGGUGUCCCCGCUGAGGUUUGAGCUCCCAAAAGGGCCGGAGUGACCCCCCAGCCCUUCCGCGUGUCCCGCUGGAACAUUGCUCCGCUGUAGGGGAUAAUCGGGAAUCCGGGUUUGUGUUUCCCGGAUCCUCCCCGGGUUUAAAACACAACUGAAAUCUGGAAUUGGAGCCUUAAUUGUCUUGGCCAAGUUGCUUAGGCCCUGCUUGUUUAUUUUUAUAAAGUAAAUAUUCUUGUUUCUGCUGCUGGACCGUUGCAGAGCACGAUUUAAUGCACUGUAGGCUUGAUAUGAGGCUUAAUGGGGUCAAACCUGGCCUUUAAACUCUCUGAGAGAGUAUUUUUUUAUGCAUUUGUCAUGAAUAGCUUCUUUCUUGUUCAUAGGUGAUGUAAUGGGAAAGGCAGACAACUUGUGCAGGUGUAAAUUAGAAAUAAUUCCUAAGAAGUCACUAAAAAAACUGGUCCCAGGUGAUGCCCAGCCCUCCAUGGAAUGAUGCCGUCCCGCACCAACCUCUCUGCUGGGAUUCCCAGUAGCAAAGUCAAAUAUUCCAAGCUCUCCAGCACUGAUGAUGGGUACAUUGACCUGCAGUUCAAGAAGAGCCCACCAAAGAUCCCCUACAAGGCCAUCGCCCUGGCUGUUGUGCUCUUCAUGAUUGGGACCUUCCUCAUCAUCAUUGGAGCCCUGCUGCUGGCAGGGUACAUCAGCAAAGGAGAAACGGACCGUGCCAUCCCCGUGCUCAUCAUCGGCAUCCUGGUGUUCCUGCCGGGCUUCUACCACCUGCGCAUCGCCUACUACGCCUCCAAGGGCUACCGGGGCUACUCCUACGACGACAUUCCCGACUUUGACGACUGAACAACGAGCCCAUCCCACCCUCAGUAGUUGCUCAGAGCUGGUUUUUGUCCCCCUGGGCCUCGGGGGCCUGGCAGGUCCCCGCUCACGUGUGUCCCUCACACGGUUCCUGGGUUUGAGGUGUUGCAGGUUGUCCAGUUUGGGGGGUUUUGGGGGGGGCUGGAACACAGAAUUGACCAAAAGGAAUUGCAAAGAACUUGAGAUUUAUGGUAUUUUUUCCUCUUGCUUGUUGCUGGGAAGUCCUUCCUGGGGGAGGCACUUCUUGCAGUUUCCAGAAGUAGCUGAGCCGCUUUCAGCAGCAGAUCCUUGUUUUUUCUGACUAUUUUAUAGAGUUUAGUUUUCCACGAGAUUGUGGUUAUUGUUGGCUUUACCUUUGCAGACAAACACCAUAGUUCAAUUCUCCCUCUGCUCUCUGUCCAUCAGAAAUGCUUCCAGAGUUCUUGUGCUGAGCUUUCGUUGUAGUAACUAAAGUCUGAUGUGCACGGGAGGGGGAGAACAGCACUUGUAGGGAGAGAUUUACAGGCUGCACUUGCUGCACAGCUCCUUGUCAGGCUGACCGAGCUCAUUUCCCCACAAACACAUUCUUCCCAGGAGAGCUUUUCCCAGGCCAAAUCCGCUUACCCCUCACAAGGAUUUUGAUUAUUAUUUUAAACAACUGAAUGGAUACCGGGAGAAGGGUUGGAAUCUAGACCAGGACUCAAGUGUCUAAAUGCCAAAAAUCUUGGGUUUGACUAAUGUGGAUAUUGGAGACGUUAUUGGAGACACUUGAAUUCCAGCUGUCUGUAUGUUUGGAGUCCUUGUGUAGCUAAUAUUCUGUGCAGAGCUGCCCAGAGCAGCGAAAAGGAAUUCCCUGUAUAGUUUGUGCUGAACAAAUUCCCUCUGGAUUGCUUUGCCAGCAUCAGUGAUGUGUCAUUCAGGGAGGGCAGAGGGACAGCUCCAUUCCUCUGAGGUGGGAAUGUCUCGGUGUCCUGGAGAACGUGUGACAAGUGGGAGUGCAAGUGGGUGCAUUUAACAUGAAUAAAGUUCUAUAUUCUGUGUAACCUUAA
This is a messenger RNA of Pipra filicauda (Wire-tailed manakin), 1940 nucleotides long. It is a transcript of the gene TMEM230, whose product is annotated as transmembrane protein 230. The record is from RefSeq and is a predicted model, not a curated record. Bases 535 to 897 code for a protein of 120 amino acids. Lineage: Eukaryota; Metazoa; Chordata; Aves; Passeriformes; Pipridae. The transcript is spliced from 4 exons. Gene Ontology annotation, biological process: synaptic vesicle transport. Gene Ontology annotation, cellular component: endomembrane system; synaptic vesicle.